GAUCCAGUUGUUCCAGCCUCUCCACAGGUCCUGGAAUCACUGAGUUCCACAGUAACCACUAAGACGCCUGGUCUCAAUGAGCCUUCCGGGGGUGAUCUUCCGUCGUCCAACCUUACUCCCCUCUCUCAUCACUCGGAUGGAAGUGUUCCUGUUGAAAGUUGUCAGGCCUUUGCCUCAACCGCUGGUGGCUUCGAUACUGCACAGGAGAAACCACCCAAAACUGAAGAGCAACUAGCUGUCAAUAGUCCACCGUUGUCCGAGUCACGCACGGCUAGAGAGUCCGUCUUCUUCCCUCAGGAAACUCCAACCAACGGAGUUCUUCAGUACCCCGCCUACUCAAGGUGCGCGGAGCCCCCAGGAAGGAACUCCUCCUCUACUGCAGACUCCCUUUCGGUGGCCUGCGGUACUCCCCUACAUCCCUCUUCUUAUGGUCCGCCCUCUGUGACGCCUUCGCACGUCUCCUCUUCACCGUCGCCGAAUGGUUCAGCACGUCACUUACAGUCCAUGCGCCAACCGACCGGUCGAGUGCGUCGACUAGGUGAUUAUGAGUAG
Molecule: messenger RNA, 552 nt
Organism: Dibothriocephalus latus
Lineage: Eukaryota; Metazoa; Platyhelminthes; Cestoda; Diphyllobothriidea; Diphyllobothriidae
Source: the annotation of a GenBank genome assembly